Messenger RNA from Bombus pascuorum, 547 nucleotides. RefSeq lists its product as uncharacterized. The transcript is spliced from 3 exons. Lineage: Eukaryota; Metazoa; Arthropoda; Insecta; Hymenoptera; Apidae. The record is from RefSeq and is a predicted model, not a curated record. Bases 77 to 547 code for a protein of 156 amino acids.
AUUAUAAUAAUAAUUUGUGUAAAAAGAAAACGUACAAAGAAUUGGAAAUUAAAUUGCAAAGAGAUUGUUUUCUAAAAUGAAGAGACGAGGUGUCAGCAAAAUGGCAAAGAUAAAUGAAUUUGAUAUCGUAGAUCAAAAUGUACAAUCGAAAGUGGGAAAAUUUACAUUUUGGAAUGGAGAUGUUUACGACGGAGAAUAUAAAAUAAAUUAUGAUCAAUUACUUUUGCUUAAGCAAGGAAAAGGAACAUAUACUACUGAUAAUUUUGAUACCUAUCACGGAGAAUGGAACAAUGAUACGUUUUCUAAUGCCGAUAUUCAUAUUAAGUAUAAUAACGACGCUCAGUAUCGAGGUAGAAUAGAUCCGAACGGAACGAUGGUCGGUUUAGGAACAUACAUAUUUCCCGAUGGGUCCUCGAUUGAAGCUAUAUGGCACAAUAAUAUACCAUCUACAAAUAUUAUUUACAGAGAACCUCUUGGAUUUGCGUGGGUAGUCGAAGAUAUAUCAGUAGAUGUAAAAAGUAUUUCUUUAAAUCAAAUAUAUCUAUAA